This is a messenger RNA of Centropristis striata (black sea bass), 1388 nucleotides long. It is a transcript of the gene casp3a, whose product is annotated as caspase 3, apoptosis-related cysteine peptidase a. Gene Ontology annotation, cellular component: cytoplasm. The transcript is spliced from 6 exons. The coding region runs from base 129 to 980 and encodes 283 amino acids. NCBI's taxonomy places the organism in Eukaryota, Metazoa, Chordata, Actinopteri, Perciformes, Serranidae. Gene Ontology annotation, biological process: keratinocyte differentiation; erythrocyte differentiation; proteolysis. The record is from RefSeq and is a predicted model, not a curated record.
CAUCUUUGUUUACUAGUCCAGUGCAGCGUCGCUCUGCGUUAGCAUUUAGCAUUAGUUGUCUGCUGAGCUGGCUGUUUAUCCUACAGGGUGUGUGAGUUUACUGUGCGGUUAGUUUCAGAUCCACAAACAUGUCGGUAAACGGACCUGGACCUGGAGGAGACUCCACAGACGCAAAGGGUGCCGGUGGACAACAGUCACAGUCGUCCCCGUCUCCUUCUGCCUCCAUGGACGUGGAUGCCAAGCCCAACGCCCACAGCUUCAGAUACAGUCUGAACUUCCCCUGCAUCGGCCAGUGCAUCAUCAUCAACAACAAGAACUUUGACAGAAGCACAGGUAUGAAUCAACGAAACGGCACAGAUGUGGAUGCAGCCAACGCCAUGAAAGUGUUUGGGAAGUUGGGUUACAAAGUGAAGGUUUACAACGACCAGUCAUGUGAUCAGAUGAAACAUGUUUUAGUUUCUGCAUCAAAGGAAGAUCACAGUUGCUACGCCUCAUUCGUCUGUGUCCUGUUGAGUCACGGAGACGAGGGCGUGUUUUUUGGUACGGAUGGCUCAGUAGAGCUCAAGUAUCUGACGUCGCUUUUCCGAGGCGAUCGCUGCAGGUCACUGGUGGGAAAACCCAAACUCUUCUUCAUCCAGGCCUGCAGAGGCACUGAUCUGGAUGCAGGUAUCGAAGCAGACAGCGCAGAUGAUGACACUACAAGGAUCCCUGUGGAAGCUGACUUUCUCUAUGCCUUCUCCACAGCCCCAGGCUACUACUCAUGGAGGAACACUAUGACUGGGUCCUGGUUCAUGCAGUCACUGUGUGACAUGAUCAGCAAAUAUGGAAAAGAAUUGGAGGUCCUGCACAUCAUGACACGAGUGAACCACAAGGUGGCAGUAGAGUUUGAGUCCAUCUCCAAUGCACCAGGAUUUAAUGCAAAGAAACAAAUCCCAUGCAUCGUGUCAAUGCUGACCAAAGAGAUGUAUUUUUCUCCUUGAUGUCGUCUCUAUGUGCAGAAGAAAGGCUCAUGUGUAUGAGGUGGUGUUUGUGAAUUAUUUUGGUUUAUUCUGUCUGACUGAAAAUCUCUUGAAACCAGCUUUCAUAUUUCUGGGAGAGUAGGUGUGUAAAAUCACGUUUCACAAGCUUGGCAUUAUGAGGUUCUUUUUGUGUGGAGAACAGUUCUGAGGUAUCAGUAGGGCUGUACCGAAGAGUUUGAAGCUUUUUUUAUUUUUUUUGCAUGUCUAUACAUUCUCUGUAAAGCCAGUAUCUCACAUGUGCAGAUAAAGAUGAGGUCACACUAAUAUUAUUUAUAUAAUACCAUUCGUAGAAUUAGAUUCCAGUGGUGGUUGUAUAGGAUUUUUUCUAACUCCUUUGAUCCAAGCAUUUUCAAUGACUCUUUGUAGUUU